UAAACCGUAUCGAAUCGGUUGGUUAAACCAGCCGGGGAGACUCUCAGGUCUGCUGUGCGCGGCUGUCGGUGGAAGGCUCCACAUCACUUUAGUAGGGCCCACAACACCUACCAGCCUGUCUUCUCAUACCGACACAUUCAUCGCACCAAACGCAAUCUUAGCCGUUGAUUGUACUCCAAUCGAACGGUUGAUAGAGACCGCUGAUCCGUCACCUGCCUUUAGUUUAAUCCCUUCUCUCUUCCCUGAGAAUCUCUCGUGUUCUCGGCAACGAAGCAAAACAAAAAAUAUAGCUUUUUUGUCCCGCGUUGAAGCACAACUAGUUUUCUCGAUCUCAUUGGAUCUAUAGCUGAUCAGCAUUGCAGCUUCUGGCUUGUCGGAUUUGGUGUUUUUGGUUUGAGCAUAGAUCUUUAAGCUGAUACUUGCUCCCUAGUUGUAAGCUAUGGUGUCAAUCCGGAGUGGUUCAAUCGUAAUUCUGGUUCUGCUGGCUGUAUCAUUCCUGGCCUUGGUCGCAAAUGGGGAAGACAAGACGAUUAAAGUGAAGAAGGUGAGGGGAAAGAAGUUGUGCACGCAGGGAUGGGAAUGCAGCUGGUGGUCGGAAUACUGCUGUAACCAGACGAUAUCAGAUUACUUUCAGGUGUAUCAGUUUGAGCAGCUCUUUGCCAAAAGAAACACUCCCGUGGCUCACGCCGUUGGCUUCUGGGACUACCAGUCCUUCAUUACCGCUGCUGCUCUCUAUGAGCCUCUAGGGUUUGGUACCACUGGUGGAAAGCUCAUGGGACAGAAAGAAAUGGCUGCGUUUCUCGGUCAUGUCGCCAGCAAAACCUCCUGUGGCUAUGGAGUCGCAACAGGAGGGCCUUUAGCUUGGGGACUGUGCUACAACAGAGAAAUGAGCCCAAGCCAAUCUUACUGUGACAAAACCUGGGAGGUCGAUUACCCUUGCAGCCCUGGAGCUGAAUACUACGGACGUGGUGCCUUGCCCAUUUACUGGAACUUCAACUACGGUGCAGCAGGAAAAGCCCUGAAAGCUGAUCUCUUGAACCACCCGGAGUACAUCGAGCAGAACGCGACUCUUGCCUUCCAAGCUGCAAUCUGGAGGUGGAUGACACCAAUCAAGAAAUCUCAGCCCUCGGCUCACGACAUCUUUGUUGGAAACUGGAAACCAUCAAAGAACGACACUUUGUCCAAACGUGGCCCGACUUUUGGAAGCACCAUGAACGUUCUGUACGGAGAGUACACAUGUGGUCAAGGUGACAUCGAUCCAAUGAACAACAUAAUCUCGCACUACCUAUACUUCCUCGACCUCUUGGGUCUUGGAAGAGAAGACGCCGGACCAAGCGACGAGCUCAGCUGCGCCGAGCAGAAAGCAUUCAACCCUUCAACUGCACCUUCCUCUUCCUCUUCCUAAGUCUCUGUAUCGCCGUCGUUCUCAAGUCUAUCUUGCUUCACUCGAGAAGUGCUACGUAAUAAGUGAAAUUGAUUGUGGUAAAAAGAAAUGUGUGCUUUUUUUUUUUGGGUAUAGGGCUUGGCCCUGUGUAGAACUUAUGCAUUUAUAUUUUUCUGUAUGUAAACCAUAUUGAAUUAUUGUAUUUGGAGAAUGUGUGUAAAAUAGAGAAAGCUAGGAAACAUUACUGAGGUCUACUAUGAUGUUUCUAUUCGUUUAUUCACGAGUUUUCAUAAUAUAUAGUAUAGUAUUGUACGUACAUAAUUUGCUUCGUAGCAGUUUUGGAGCUAUUAUCUGUGGAUCCCAUUAUUUGUUUUGUUUAAGGUUUUUUUAUUGAAUUUCUUUCAUUAGUUGAAACCCGGGACCUCGAAGCAGGCUUGAUUCUAUUUUUGUAUCAAC
This is a messenger RNA of Thlaspi arvense, 1840 nucleotides long. The record is from the annotation of a GenBank genome assembly. Lineage: Eukaryota; Viridiplantae; Streptophyta; Magnoliopsida; Brassicales; Brassicaceae.